Perognathus longimembris pacificus (Pacific pocket mouse) is the source of this 1538-nucleotide messenger RNA. It is a transcript of the gene Vgll2, whose product is annotated as vestigial like family member 2. The transcript is spliced from 4 exons. The record is from RefSeq and is a predicted model, not a curated record. Gene Ontology annotation, biological process: regulation of transcription by RNA polymerase II. Gene Ontology annotation, cellular component: nucleus. Lineage: Eukaryota; Metazoa; Chordata; Mammalia; Rodentia; Heteromyidae. Bases 166 to 1131 code for a protein of 321 amino acids.
UCCGGCUAGAAUUGCGGGCGUGGGCCGCGGACGGGACGAGCCAGCGGGAUACCGAGCCGCUCGGCCGCCGCCAAUGACUCCGGAGCUCGGGUUCAAGUAGCGCACCCCGGAGCUCCGCGGCCCCGGCGUUGAUGAAAAAGCGCUGCGCGGCGGCGGCGGGGAGCCAUGAGCUGUCUGGAUGUGAUGUACCAAGUCUACGGUCCUCCACAGCCUUACUUCGCAGCCGCCUACGCCCCCUACCACCAGAAACUAGCCUAUUACUCCAAAAUGCAGGAAGCCCAAGACUGCAGCGCCAGCCCUAGCAGCAGUGGCAGCGGAAGCUCCUCGUUCUCCAGCCAAACACCAGCCAGUAUAAAAGAGGAGGAAGGCAGCCCAGAGAAAGAGCGCCCACCAGAGGCAGAGUACAUCAACUCCCGUUGCGUCCUCUUCACCUAUUUCCAGGGGGAUAUCAGCUCUGUGGUGGACGAACAUUUCAGUAGGGCCCUAAGCCAGCCUAGCAGCUACUCCCCCAGUUGUACCAGCAGCAAAGCCCCGCGGAGCUCUGGGCCCUGGCGAGACAGCACCUACCCGAUGAGCCAGCGAAGCUUCCCCGCCUCGUUCUGGAACAGUGCGUACCAGGCGCCGGUGCCCGCUCCGCUGGGCAGCCCGCUGGCCGCCGCGCACUCGGAGCUGCCCUUUGCCUCCGCCGACCCCUACUCGCCCGCCGCACUGCACAGCCACCUGCACCAGGGCGCCACCGACGCCUGGCACCACGCGCACCCGCACCACGCUCACCCGCACCCGCAUCCGCACCAUCCUUACUCCCUGGGCGGCGCCCUGGGCGCCCAGGCCGCCGCUUACCCGAGACCCGCCGCUGUGCACGAGGUCUACGCGCCGCACUUCGACCCCCGCUAUGGGCCGCUGCUGAUGCCCGCCGCCUCGGGGCGUCCGGCCCGCCUUGCACCCGCCUCUGCCACCGCCCCCGGCAGUCCACCCUGCGAGCUCCCCACCAAGGGCGAGCCGGCCGGUGGCUCGUGGGCAACACCUGGGGGACCCUUCGUGAGCCCCACGGGGGACAUGGCCCAGGGUCUGGGCCUCAGCGUGGACUCAGCUCGUCGCUAUUCCCUCUGUGGUGCAACCCUUCUGAGCUGAUCUGCCAUCCAGGGUUUCCCCUCCCCUUUCCCUUCUGACCAGCCUGGGAGGCUCAGCAUCUGUGCCUCUUGCUUCCUGGAUGAGGACACAUAGGGCAAGGCAGAGACUUCAAACUUCUCCAUGUCUUGGGAAAACCAAAAACCACAUUUACAGACAUGUCAUCUAAAAUAAAUCUCUUCUGCCAGAGCAGAUCCAGAGACUGAAUUCUAUUUCAUGACUUUUGGCCAAAUCACUGGAAAUAUCUGUGGUGAGACUGCGUAGUCCAGUGACAUGAAACCAUAAGCUUUCUUGGAAUGGGGGAAAGCAAAAAGGAGACCUUUCGAUGUGCCUCUUUCACAUUAAUGUGAAUGAUAGUGUGAUUAUGGCACUACUGAUGUCAGUGCCCUCUGACUUUAAGAUGGAUUUGG